Penaeus monodon (black tiger shrimp) is the source of this 2307-nucleotide messenger RNA. RefSeq names its product acid-sensing ion channel 1-like. Gene Ontology annotation, biological process: sodium ion transmembrane transport. Gene Ontology annotation, molecular function: ligand-gated sodium channel activity. The record is from RefSeq and is a predicted model, not a curated record. Bases 1 to 1773 code for a protein of 590 amino acids. Gene Ontology annotation, cellular component: membrane. The transcript has 13 exons. Lineage: Eukaryota; Metazoa; Arthropoda; Malacostraca; Decapoda; Penaeidae.
AUGACACCUAUACUAGGCCAGCCGCCAAGGGAGCCGCCACGAGCAGCCAUGACAGGCGGCGAGACCCACGAGGGAAAAGGGGACCUGGCGAAGCCCUUGGCCGCGCCCUUGGCAGCAGAGGACAGGGGCAGUAGCAGCAGGUACCAGCAGCAACGUGCUCCCGGAAAGCGCUUUGCCGACGUUUCCAUCACGGUUCACACAGAGAGCCCCCCGCCCCCCCGCCUCAUGCUAUUUUAUGUGGAGAGCCAUGACAGUUUCAGAAUACAAAAAUAUGGGCAAGGAUCUAAAUUAGAGCACAGGCUUUAUUAUUAUGUUACAGGGCGAUAUGGUCACACCUGUCGACUGAAGGAUAUAACCCCUCGCCCUAACCUCAUCGUGACCUGUGAUAUAAUUGAAGUCUCAACUACGCCUCCAAAUGUAUAUGAACUGAGGUCUGAGCCUGUGUCAUUCUUAUUGUGGGGCCCAAUUGUGAGUACCAAUCUGCUGAUUCAUGCGUGGAAUCAAGGCCUCGGAGACUAUGGCAUGUCACGGGUCUGCGGGUCUGAGUGCCCGUGGUGGCAGCGUGCCGUGUGGGCCCUGGCACUCCUGGUCUGCACCGCCCUCACCGCCGUGCAGAUCUGGGACAGACUCACAUACUACCUCCUGGUGCCGGUGACCGUCAACGUGCGCGUCACGAGGAACCAGUCGCUCAGGGUAGGGGGGGCCCAGACGGCCUGGAGUAGGGCUCUGCUGCUCUCUGUCUGGUUGGCGUCUUGGUGCCCUGGUAACCGCUUCAACAUGACCGCCGUCAGAGCCCUCCAGGAGCGCCGUGGAAACGCGAGCGCGAGGGAAUCCUGGGGAAUUCCCGACCUCGUGGGGACGGCUGGAAUGUCGGCCAGGGAUGUGUGGGAAUUCACCAGCCAUGACCAGAGCCGCAUGUGUCCAAAAAAUUACAAAAAACGUAAAGCACAAGACACCAUUGUGGCAAAAUGCUGGUUUACCCGCGGGCGCACCUGCGAAGAGGUUGGCUCCUGGACGACGGUAUACACGGUGCUCGGUGUCUGUAACCAGUUCACUUUGCGUGAGCCCGUCGCCAUCUCCGGCAUCUUCAACAACAUGUACUUACUCCUGCACGACCAGGAAUCCGAAUCCUACGAGAACGACCGAGGCUUCAAGAUCCUUAUCCACGACCCGCGAGACGACCCCGUGAUUGACCUGAGGACCCACGGGACGACCCUGAUGGAGGGCUGGGUGAAGGACGUUCGCGUGGCCGUCAGGGAGUUUAAAACGAUCCCGACGAAUCGACGCCCGUGCAUAGCCACGCCCACUUACUCUUCGUCUCAGUGCAUCUCCAUGUGCUUCCUCCGCACACUCUACGACGAGACCAAGUGUCUUAUGCCCUACAUGAGCGCGUCCGUGGCCCCGACCGGCGAGCCCUGCAGAACCCCAGAGCAGUACCGCCUGGCCAUUGAGAAAGAGCAGGACCUCCUCUUCUACGGCGGAUGGUCGCAUGUCAAGUGCAACUGUCUCAAACAGUGCAACGAGGACAUUUACUCGACCUACACGGAGGCUGCGAAGACCUCCGGCAAGUCAGCCAAACUCAGGGUCUUCUUUCAGGACCUGACUUACGACGAAGUGUCCGAAGACAUCGCGUACGGCGCCAUCGCCCUCCUCUGCGACAUCGGCGGCACUCUCGGCCUGCUGUUGGGCGCCUCCGUCCUCACCUUCAUCGAGUUCGUGGAAGUCGUGGGCAUGAAGUUCCUGCCGCAGGGGCCUCGGCUGCAGAUGGGUUGACUUUGUCCUGAACCCGUUCAUUGCGACGAAGGGAGAGAAGGGUUUGAGCGAGAAUGAAUGUCUUGUAUUGUGAAGAGAUUCACUCUCAUUCAUAUUCCUUUUUUCACUUUUUCUUGUUAUUCAUCUGCUGUUUGAAUUGUUAUUAUGUGUUCACGUUUUGUUUUUCUCAGUUUUUUUCUUUUUUUGGAUGAUUUUUAUCAUGUAAGUUAAUAUCGUGAUUUUUAUAUUAUUUAACUUACCACUUUUUGUUAUUUAUCUAUUUUCAUUCGUUGCCAUAACCCAGUAUUUCACUUCAACUUAUGAAUAACAUCAUUUGAUACAAACUACCUUGCUCUUCACGAAAAAAAGUAAUAUGGGAAUUUCGCAAGAAGGAACUCUGUUGAGAGCAAAGAUUAUGUUCCACACUUUGAGAAAAAAAAAUGUGUGUGUGUGGUGUGUGUGUGUGUGUGUGUGUGUGUGUGUGUGUGUGUGUGUGUGUGUGUGUGUGUGUGUGUGUGUGUGUGUGAUUCGCAGUAAGAGUCAGAAAUGUAAAGG